Corylus avellana is the source of this 3168-nucleotide messenger RNA. Its product is annotated as splicing factor PWI domain-containing protein / RNA recognition motif (RRM)-containing protein. The record is from RefSeq and is a predicted model, not a curated record. NCBI's taxonomy places the organism in Eukaryota, Viridiplantae, Streptophyta, Magnoliopsida, Fagales, Betulaceae. Gene Ontology annotation, molecular function: RNA binding.
GGCAAGGCAUACAAAGAGUGUUACACCCUUCGUCACACUCUCUAGGGCACGGAAAGAUCAACCGCCCAGUCCAACGCAAAAACGAGAACAAAGAACAUAUUAAACCAAACUAAUCUUUCACGGAUAGAUCUUUCUUUUUUUUCUCUUUUGUUUGUUUGUUUGUUUCCCCCAAAUUUCAACGAUGGCUGAUCCACCUGCAACCCUAGAAUCCAAUCCUCCACAAACCGAAACCGAAACCCCCAACCCCCAACCAAACCAGCCUGAUCCAGCACCCGCCUCCAUUCCACCACAACCCCAAUCAUCAUCAUUCACACCUAUCGCUGUACACCCUAAUCCGAACGCGCCGCCUCUGGCGUCUGCGCCACCUACUCCGGUAUCCUACGCGCCGCCACCGGCCGCACCUUCGUUCCGCCCGGUCCCACAGUUCUCACCGAUGCCGAGUCCGAAUUACCAAAACCCUAGCGGAGUUCAGGUUCAGCCACCUGGUGUGAGUGGCGGCGUUCCGCCGAUGCUGCCGCCACAUAUGGUGCCAUAUCAGGUGCCGCCGGGGCAGCCUCCAAGACCGUACCCGCCACAUAUGCCGAAUGGGUACCCGGCAGUGCCAGCGGGGACUAUGCCUCAUCACGGAAUUCCUCGUUAUCCAUCUCCAUACACAGCUAUGGUUCGGCCUCCAUUUCCUCCACGUCUACCAGGAGCAAUUGGUGUGCUUCCAGCAGUGUCACGCCCUCCAAUUCCGGGGGUUCCUGGAGUUCGUCCGAUUAUGCCCCCUGUUGUUAGGCCAGCUUUUGUUCCUCCUGUUACUCUAGCUGAGAAACCACAAACCACAGUUUAUGUUGGUAAGAUUGCAUCGACAGUUGAAAACAAUUUUAUGCUGUCUCUCCUUCAGCUUUGUGGACCCGUCAAAAGUUGGAAACGUGCUCAAGAUCCCACAAAUGGGACUCCUAAAGGCUUUGGGUUCUGUGAAUUUGAGUCCGCUGAAGGGGUUCUUCGUGCAUUGCGUCUACUUAGUAAACUUAAUAUUGAUGGGCAAGAAUUAGUGUUAAAUGUUAAUCAAGCAACAAAAGAAUAUCUGGAACGCUAUGUAGACAAAGAAACUGAAAAAUCGAAGAAACUUAAAGAUGCACAAGCUGCAGUACCUGUGAAAGAGGAUGAAAGUGCAGAAGUUGUUGAGAAGAGUGAACAAUUAAAGCCUUCUGUAGAGGACUCAAAUAAAGAGGACAAUGGUACAGGGAACAAGGAAAGUCAUGAUUUUGCUAAUUUUGGAAUUGUGACUGAUGAGGACAAGGAAGCUGACCAAGAGGCCUUGGAGAAGCUUACAAGCAUGAUAGAGGAGAGACUAAAGACCAUGCCUCCACCUCCGCCCCCGCCCCCGCCCCCUGCACAAGUAACUGGUGAUGGCUCAGUGAAUUCAAACUCAGAUGUUCCUGCUAAAUCGAGGGAUGGGGACUCUGAAAUGAGAAAUGCUGAAGAUAAAAAUGAUGACGAGACAACUAGUGAAACCAAACCAACAAGUGAGCAUGAUAGGCCUGAAACAAGUUCACCUGAUAGGAGUAGAAGGUAUGAUAGGAGAAGUAGAGAUAGAGACCGAGAGCGGGAUCUGAAAAGGGAGAAGGAGCGGGAGAUUGAAAGAUAUGAAAGAGAAACAGAGCGAGAGCGGGUUAGGAAAGAAAGGGAGCAAAGAAGAAAGAUUGAGGAGGCUGAGCGUCUGUAUGAAGAGUCUCUUAAAGAAUGGGAGUAUAGAGAAAGAGAGAAAGAGAAACAGCGGCAGUAUGAGAAAGAGAGGGAAAAAGAGAGGGAACGCAAACGAAAGAAGGAGAUAAAAUAUGAUGAAGAAGAAGAUGAUGAUGAUUCAAGAAGAAGGUGGCGCCGGAGUAUGUUAGAAGAGAAGAGAAAGAAAAGACUACGGGAAAGGGAAGAUGACUUGGCUGAUGGACGCAAAGAAGAGGAGGAAAUUGCUGAGGCGAAGAGGAGAGCUGAGGAGGAACAGCAACAGAAGCAACAGAGAGAUGCUUUGAAGGUUUCAUCCAAUCAUGUAGUAAAUGGAAGUGCAAAAACUGUUUUGGCCGCUGAAACAUUCAGUGUUGAAAUAAAAGAUAAUGCUGUUGAACAGGGUUAUGAAGGUGAUUCUGCUCGGGAGAGCCAUAUAGGUGAAGAGAUUGUACAAAACGGUACUGGGGAGGAAUCAACCAUGGCAUCAAUUGGGGCAUCAGACGCACGGCAUACUGGCAAUGCCUUCGCAAAAAAGUUGGGGUUCGGUUUAGUUGGCUCUGGAAAACGAACUGCUGUCCCUUCUGUCUUCCAUGAGGAGGAUGAUGAUGAUGCACGUAACGAGAAAAAGAUGAGGCCUCUUGUCCCUCUUGAUUACUCAACUGAGGAACUGGAGGCUGUCCAACCUACUAUACCUGGUGCACCACCACCGAAUUUGGCUGCAGCAGCAGAAUUUGCAAAGCGCAUAUCAAAUGUCAAUCCCAAAGACGAUAAGCCUGAUACAGAUAGAGAAAGAAGUAGACGUUCUAAUGACAAGUCAGGCCAGCGGGAUAGGGAUAGGGAUAGGGAUAGGGGUGAUGAGGAUGUUAGUCGCACCAGAGAUGAGAACAAAGCGAGGAUUCUUGACUGGGAGAGGGAUCGGGAACAGGGGCUGGAUAAACUGAAGACACCGGAUAACAAGAAGCUUUUCAGUUUAAAACAAUUGAUAGAUAUGAUACCAAAGACCAAGGAGGAGUUAUUCUCAUAUGAGAUCAAUUGGGCCGUGUAUGACAAGCAUGAGUUGCAUGAAAGGAUGAGACCAUGGAUUUCAAAGAAGAUAACGGAAUUUUUAGGAGAGGAAGAAACCACACUGGUGGAUUACAUUGUGUCCAGUACUCAAGAUCAUGUGAAAGCAUCACAAAUGCUGGAACUACUACAAUCCAUUUUGGAUGAUGAAGCCGAAAUGUUUGUUCUCAAAAUGUGGAGAAUGCUCAUCUAUGAAAUUAAGAGAGUAGAGGCAGGCCUUACUUCAAAGUGAAAAACAUCAUAGGAUUUCGUUCUUGAUUAGUCCUUUGUUGCUGCAAGACAGACAUGCUUCAUUGCAUUGCCCUUGCUUUCAUUUCAUCCCUCACUGUAGAACAGAGAUUCUUGAUUUUGUAUUGCUUCAAAAUUUAAUUAGUAAUUAAACUGCAUUUUUGUACU